AAAGUAUUUAUAUUUUUUAAAAUUGUGUUUUCUUCUGUCUUUGGUUGAUUUUAGCUGUAAAGGUCUACAACACACACCACACCACACCAUUUGCCCACGAAACUGACCCCUUUCUUGACGUCUUCUCUUCUUAUGUGACUUUUGGUUUUAAAAUGAUCAAUAAAAAUUGUUUCUUUUUCUUCUUUGUCUUAAAUUUGGUUUUAGUUUGAAAGCUUUAAUGGUGGUUUAGUGGUUUUCUCUCUCUUUUUUUUUUUUUUAAUUCUUAUUCAAGUUUUUAAAUUAUUAUCUGGGUUUGGUAGGAUUUUUUUUUAAAAAAAUUUCCUUGUGAGAUGUGAAAUUUUCAACUUUUGAUCAUCUUUCUAGGUUGGAGUUUGGGUUACUUCUCUCUUGUGAGAUGUCACCUGUUGCAAAAGUCUCUGAGUUUCACAGAGAAGGGAACGACUGGUUUUGCAAAACAGGACUGUCAAGUGAUAUCACUGUUGUUGUUGAUGAUGUGAAGUUCCAUCUUCACAAGUUUCCAUUGGUUUCAAAAUGUGGAAAGCUAGCACGGAUGUAUGAAGAUUCUAAUAUCACUGGUAAGGAAUCACUCUGGACUACAGUGCUUGAAGAGUUCCCUGGUGGCGCAGACAAUUUCCUGAUAGUUGCUAGAUUCUGUUACGGGACACGAGUAGAUAUCAACUCGAAAAACAUAGUCUCCACACAUUGUGCAGCUGACUACCUCGAAAUGACAAAUGAGUACGGGGAAGAUAACUUGAUUUCACAAGUCGAAACAUUUCUGCACAAACACGUGCUUCGCAGUUGGAAAGACUGUAUCUUGGCCUUACAAAGCUGCAACCCGGUGUUGAAGACUGCAGAAAAGCUUCAGACAAUACCAAAAAUCAUGAACGCUGUGUCCACAAUGGUUUGUACUGACCCUAGUUUGUUUGGAUGGCCUAUGAUGAUGUAUGGUACUCUGCAGAGUCCAGGUGGAAGCAUUUUAUGGAAUGGAAUAAACACGGGAGCGCGAAUGAGAAGCGCAGGUUCAGAUUGGUGGUACGAAGAUGUUUCUUAUCUUAGUGUAGAUUUGUUUAAAAGACUCAUCAAGACUAUGGAAACAAAAGGUAUACGUGCAGAAAGUUUAGCUGGUGCUAUGAUGUAUUAUGCGAGAAAGUACUUACCGGGUUUGGGACGGUGGCAGAGCGGAACAAGUGGUGACAGCAGCAAAAGUAGAAGAAGAGUUGUGAGUUUUAGUUUGGCAACAGCUUCUUCUCCAUCCUCUAUGUCUCCUGUUGAUCAGAUUGCUUUGCUUGAAACCAUUCUAAGUCUGCUACCUGAAAAGAGAGGAAGAUCAUUCUGCAAGUUCUUGUUAGGUCUUCUUCGUGUUGCUUUCAUUUUAGGAGUUGAUGGGAAUAGUGUAAAGAAGUUGGAGAAAAGAAUAGGGAUGCAGUUGGAGCUUGCAACGCUUGAGAAUCUUCUGAUUCUUAACUAUUCUGAUUCAGAGACAUUGUACAAUGUAGAUUGUGUUGAACGAAUAAUAUGCCAUUUUGUAUCGUCAUUGUCAUCUUCACAGUUACCUGAGUUCUCUCCUCCAUCUUUGGAUCCAGUGACGUCUCCUACUUCAGUGCCUUUAAGGAAAGUGGCGAAGAUGGUUGAUAACUACAUGGCAGAGGUUGCUUCUGAUGUGAAUCUGAAACCGAAUAAGAUGCGGUCUCUUGCAGCAGCUCUUCCAGAAUCUUCAAGACCCUUGUAUGAUGGUCUAUACAGAGCGUUUGAUAUCUAUUUUAAGGAGCAUCCAUGGCUUUCAGAAAGAGACAAGGAACAACUCUGCAACAUCAUGGACUACCAAAGACUCUCCAUUGACGCUUGCGCUCAUGCUUCCCAUAACGAUAGGUUACCGCUCAGAGUUGUUCUUCAAGUUCUCUUCUUCGAACAAAUGCAUCUCAGAACCGCUCUUGCAGGCGGUCUAAAUGUCACAAACACAGAAACAGCUCCUGCGGUGACGAUCCCUGGUGGAAGAACAGGACAGGAGAUAGUUCAGCGAGAUGGUUGGGUGACCAUUGUGCGGCAAAACCAGGUUUUAAAAGUUGAUAUGCAGAAAAUGAGGUCACGGGUUGGAGAACUGGAAGAUGAGUUUCAGAGUAUCAAGCAGGAGAUGAAGAAGAGAGUGAGCAAGUCCUCUAGCUCAAUGAGCUCGCCUCGUCUUGUCAAGCUUGGCUGUAAGUUUCUUCUUCCACGAGCUUCUGAUGCUAAGAAUGAUACAGUCCAUAGCUCGGUUUCCAGCACUCCUAGAUCUGCUACCGCUGACCAAACACUCCCUCAUUCCUCUCGCCAUUCCAAACACCGUAAAAGCUUCUCAUUUUUCGGGUAAUCUCCCUCCAAACAACAUUUAUCAUCCACUCCUCUCUUAAAGCCGAACACAGAGGAAGUUCCUUUUUCCUUUCUCCCUCGAGGAACUCUCUCUUUUCCCGGGGAAACCAGCAAAAAGUUCCAAAAAGGCCCAAGAACAAAAGCUGGCUUAUUUGAAGAAGAAGAUGAUCUCUUUCUGCUCAGUAAACUGUUCUGUGUUCUUUGUCCCGGUUUAGAGUCUUUGCCGCGGUUUUCUCCCGAGGUAAAAGCAUUGAAGACUCUUAUUACCAUCAAAGGCGAUAGAGUUGCGGGACUGAUCUAGGUGGUUUUUUUGGAUACAGAUAUACACGAUCAAAGUAAAUAACUAGUUAGGAUCUAUAGAUCAAAAGGGGUAUAAUUCUUGUCUGUUUUUGAUAUGAUUGUGUUUGAAUAUAUGUUGAUAUGUUGUAAGUUACAACUUGUAACUAUCUAUGCGCAUAUUUCUUCGUUAUGUGGCAAGGUUAUUGUUUUGUCAAUAAAAUAUAGAAUCUUCUUUACUACA
Molecule: messenger RNA, 2866 nt
Organism: Camelina sativa (false flax)
Lineage: Eukaryota; Viridiplantae; Streptophyta; Magnoliopsida; Brassicales; Brassicaceae
Product: BTB/POZ domain-containing protein At3g44820
Molecular function (GO): protein binding
Source: RefSeq, a predicted model, not a curated record